Salvelinus fontinalis (brook trout) is the source of this 1672-nucleotide messenger RNA. Its product is annotated as aggrecan core protein-like. The coding region runs from base 330 to 1247 and encodes 305 amino acids. The record is from RefSeq and is a predicted model, not a curated record. The transcript has 3 exons. Lineage: Eukaryota; Metazoa; Chordata; Actinopteri; Salmoniformes; Salmonidae.
AGGUCACAUGGAGAGACCCGUCCCUGAAACACACACAGGUUACAUGGAGAGACCCGUCCCUGAAACACACACAGGUCACAUGGAGAGACCCGUCCCUGAAACACACACAGGUUACAUGGAGAGACCCGUCCCUGAAACACACACAGGUUACAUGGAGAGACCCGUCCCUGAAACACACACAGGUCACAUGGAGAGACCCGUCCCUGAAACACACACAGGUUACAUGGAGAGACCCGUCCCUGAAACACACACAGCUCACAUGGAGAGACCCGUCCCUGAAACACACACAGGUCACAUGGAGACCCGUCCCUGAAACACACACAGCUCACAUGGAGAGACCCGUCCCUGAAACACACACAGCUCACAUGGAGAGACCCGUCCCUGAAACACACACAGGUCACAUGGAGAGACCCGUCCCUGAAACACACACAGGUUACAUGGAGAGACCCGUCCCUGAAACACACACAGGUCACAUGGAGAGACCCGUCCCUGAAACACACACAGGUCACAUGGAGAGACCCGUCCCUGAAACACACACAGGUUACAUGGAGAGACCCGUCCCUGAAACACACACAGGUCACAUGGAGAGACCCGUCCCUGAAACACACACAGGUUACAUGGAGAGACCCGUCCCUGAAACACACACAGGUCACAUGGAGAGACCCGUCCCUGAAACACACACAGCUCACAUGGAGAGACCCGUCCCUGAAACACACACAGGUCACAUGGAGAGACCCGUCCCUGAAACACACACAGGUUACAUGGAGAGACCCGUCCCUGAAACACACACAGGUCACAUGGAGAGACCCGUCCCUGAAACACACACAGGUUACAUGGAGAGACCCGUCCCUGAAACACACACAGGUUACAUGGAGAGACCCGUCCCUGAAACACACACAGGUCACAUGGAGAGACCCGUCCCUGAAACACACACAGGUUACAUGGAGAGACCCGUCCCUGAAACACACACAGGUCACAUGGAGAGACCCGUCCCUGAAACACACACAGGUUACAUGGAGAGACCCGUCCCUGAAACACACACAGGUUACAUGGAGAGACCCGUCCCUGAAACACACACAGGUCACAUGGAGAGACCCGUCCCUGAAACACACACAGGUUACAUGGAGAGACCCGUCCCUGAAACACACACAGCUCACAUGGAGAGACCCGUCCCUGAAACACACACAGCUCACAUGGAGAGACCCGUCCCUGAAACACACACAGGUCACAUGGAGACCCGUCCCUGAAACACACACAGCUCACAUGGAGAGACCCGUCCCUGAAACACACACAGCUCACAUGGAGAGACCCGUCCCUGAAACACACACAGGUCACAUGGAGAGACCCGUCCCUGAAACACACACAGGUCACAUGGAGACCCGUCCCUGAAACACACACAGGUUACAUGGAGAGACCCGUCCCUGAAACACACACAGGUUACAUGGAGACCCCCGUCCCUGAAACACACACAGCUCACAUGGAGAGACCCGUCCCUGAAACACACACAGCUCACAUGGAGAGACCCGUCCCUGAAACACACACAGCUCACAUGGAGACCCGUCCCUGAAACACACACAGGUCACAUGGAGAGACCCGUCCCUGAAACACACACAGGUUACAUGGAGAGACCCGUCCCUGAAACACACACAGCUCACAUGGAGAGACCCGUCCC